Molecule: messenger RNA, 968 nt
Organism: Dufourea novaeangliae
Lineage: Eukaryota; Metazoa; Arthropoda; Insecta; Hymenoptera; Halictidae
Gene: CARPA
Product: carbonic anhydrase-related protein 10
Exons: 10
Coding region: 1-948 (315 amino acids)
Molecular function (GO): zinc ion binding; carbonate dehydratase activity
Source: RefSeq, a predicted model, not a curated record
AUGGAAAGCUCACUGCUGGCCACAGAAUGUAAAACCGAUACCAGUUGGGAAGAGUGGUGGACCUACGACGGAAUCUCAGGUCCUGGAUUUUGGGGUCUGAUAAAUCCUCAGUGGUUUCUGUGCAGCAAAGGAAGGAGACAGAGUCCCAUCAACAUCAAGCCUGACAAGCUUCUCUUCGACCGCCACUUGAGACCCGUGUUGGUCGACAAACACAAGGUUUCCGGAAGUUUACAGAACACCGGUCAUGUUCUGGUAUUCAGAGCGGACCGUGACGCGAAGGUUCGAGUGAAUAUAACGGGUGGCCCGUUGGCCUAUCACUACCAAUUCGAGGAGAUCUACAUUCACUACGGUCAGGAGGACGACCAUGGCUCGGAGCACCGUAUCAACAACUACGCUUUUCCCGCGGAGAUACAAGUGUACGGCUUCAACGCGGAAUUGUAUCACAACAUGAGCGAGGCGCAGCACAAGAGUCAGGGCCUGGUCGCGAUCUCGUUAAUGGUCCAGCUGGGACAGACGCUGAACCCCGAGCUGCAGAUCAUAACCAGCGUGCUGAAUCAAGUUAUUUAUCGUGGUAAGAAAGCACCCAUCCGUCACCUGUCCCUGAAGAAUCUCCUCCCAGACACGGACGGUUACAUGACCUACGAGGGUAGCACGACUCAUCCCGGUUGUUGGGAGACAGCAGUGUGGUUGAUCCUCAACAAACCCAUUUACAUUACCGCGAAAGAACUUUACGCACUGAGGAAACUAUGGCAAGGUCCCGAGGAAGCUCCAAAGGCACCACUGGGAAACAAUUCGAGGCCGCUCCAGGAACUUCAUUUCAGGACUAUACGGACAAAUAUCGAUUUCCGCAAGCAGCCGGACGCGAAGUGUCCAUCGAUGGCGCAGGACAUGCAUUAUAAAGCCAACACGUGGCAGGACGAUGGCUCCAUCUCGCACAACAUCGUCUGAAACGGUGGCCAAGGGGGGGG